Molecule: messenger RNA, 1281 nt
Organism: Protomyces lactucae-debilis
Lineage: Eukaryota; Fungi; Ascomycota; Taphrinomycetes; Taphrinales; Protomycetaceae
Exons: 2
Coding region: 476-796 (106 amino acids)
Source: RefSeq, a predicted model, not a curated record
CUGAAUGUUAUUUGGUAUGGCUCAUCUGAAAAAAGAUUUCCCAUUCCAGCUGCGUCCACCACAGGCGAUUUCCAUGACUGUAACGUCAAUGGCUAUGGCCAUGGCCACGAGCUUGAGAGUCUUUCAUCUCUCAUUUCCGAAGAGUCACGUCAGGAUAGGCGAGCAGGCUCAAGGGCCAGCUAGCUUUGGGUGGAGUCGCAAAAUAUAUAUCAUGGAUCAAAGGGACUUACGGGUGUUGUCGAAGCCUGCACUCGCAACUGAGGGGACGCUCAGUACAUAUCUUGCUCAUGAGAUGUAAAUCUACAACUUGAGAGCUGAGAGAGACCAGAUGUCCCUUGUUGCGAACGCUUCCCUGCUGUCAAUCGAUGCUCGCGAAAGUAUCAUCCGGAGAAGCAAAAGAUGCUACAUCCCCGACGAUUCUACAUGAUUGUGAUUACUGCAGUACUGCAGUGCUGUAGGGCAAUCUCGGAAGAAAAUGUUUUCGAAGCCCACGUCCCGACCCCUGAUUUGUUUGACUAAGUCUUGGCGUGUUUGUUGCGUUCGACGGGUUAAGGAAUGCCGCGACCUCUAUAAGAAGGGAACAUCCGCUUCACUCGUCCGUCAAAGCUGCUUUCUAGCCUCAAAGCGACCUCAAAGCAAGAGCAAUUCAAGCAACCAAUUCCAAGCCUUCUGCCUUCUGUUUCUGACAGUUCAAACACGCAAUGCAUCUGCUGUUCCCAUCGACAUUAGGCAUGGCGAAUUUGCUUGUCCUUUUGACAUUUGGAAAGCUAUUCGGUGGUUGAGCCCGGGCCGCUGAGCAGUGUCUCAAGAAUGCUCACAUUCAACAAACGCUCAAUCUGACCCUGCCAACGUUAUGGCGCUCUUCUGAUGGGAGUCAAGCGCUCUGCGAAAGCGUUCUGAUCUCGAAAGCGUUUGGCUAAGGUGGCUCAACGCAAAAUCCUCAGCAUUACACGUUCGGCCAGAAUAACGAAGCUGGAAGCUCAAGUUUACAAUUGAAGCAGCACUUUUGGCGUGACGAUUAUCACUCUUGCUCGUGUGUCGAGGAGGACCAAUUUCCACAGCUGUACAUUAGUGAUCAGAGCAAUCUGAAGAAUGAUCUUGCUUCUUUGCAGAAAGAUUGCGCAAGAGGUGGAUGGGUGUCAACUUUAGUGUACUCGAAAAUGAACCAGACGGAAAGGUCAAGGAAGCUUUGAUAGUGACUAUGGCCUCAGACAAGGAGGUGAAAUGCAAGUAGCAAGUGAAUGCAAGUCAGUCUGAAGAGGUAGAAUAUCCAGCUCCUUG